Molecule: messenger RNA, 2124 nt
Organism: Schistocerca piceifrons (Central American locust)
Lineage: Eukaryota; Metazoa; Arthropoda; Insecta; Orthoptera; Acrididae
Product: fibril-forming collagen alpha chain-like
Exons: 5
Source: RefSeq, a predicted model, not a curated record
AGAGGGGGCGAGGGGGCGAGGGGGCGAGAGGGGGAGAGGGGGAGAGGGGGAGAGGGGGGGAGAGGGGGAGAGGGGGGGAGAGGGGGAGAGGGGGGCGAGAGGGGGAGAGGGGGCGAGAGGGGGAGAGGGGGCGAGAGGGGGAGAGGGGGCGAGAGGGGGAGAGGGGGCGAGAGGGGGAGAGGGGGCGAGAGGGGGAGAGGGGGCGAGAGGGGGAGAGGGGGCGAGAGGGGGAGAGGGGGCGAGAGGGGGAGAGGGGGCGAGAGGGGGAGAGGGGGCGAGAGGGGGAGAGGGGGCGAGAGGGGGAGAGGGGGAGAGAGGGGGCGAGGGGGAGAGAGGGGGCGAGGGGGAGAGAGGGGGCGAGGGGGAGAGAGGGGGCGAGGGGGAGAGAGGGGGCGAGGGGGAGAGAGGGGGCGAGAGGGAGAGAGGGGGCGAGAGGGAGAGAGGGGGCGAGAGGGAGAGAGGGGGCGAGAGGGAGAGAGGGGGCGAGAGGGAGAGAGGGGGCGAGAGGGAGAGAGGGGGCGAGAGGGAGAGAGGGGGCGAGAGGGAGAGAGGGGGCGAGAGGGAGAGAGGGGGCGAGAGGGAGAGAGGGGGCGAGAGGGAGAGAGGGGGCGAGAGGGAGAGAGGGGGCGAGAGGGAGAGAGGGGGCGAGAGGGAGAGAGGGGGCGAGAGGGAGAGAGGGGGCGAGAGGGAGAGAGGGGGCGAGAGGGAGAGAGGGGGCGAGAGGGAGAGAGGGGGCGAGAGGGGCGAGAGGGAGAGAGGGGGCGAGAGGGAGAGAGGGGGCGAGAGGGAGAGAGGGGGCGAGAGGGAGAGAGGGGGCGAGAGGGAGAGAGGGGGCGAGAGGGAGAGAGGGGGCGAGAGGGAGAGAGGGGGCGAGAGGGAGAGAGGGGGCGAGAGGGAGAGAGGGGGCGAGAGGGAGAGAGGGGGCGAGAGGGAGAGAGGGGGCGAGAGGGAGAGAGGGGGCGAGAGGGAGAGAGGGGGCGAGAGGGGGAGAGGGGGCGAGAGGGGGAGAGGGGGCGAGAGGGGGAGAGGGGGCGAGAGGGGGAGAGGGGGCGAGAGGGAGAGAGGGGGCGAGAGGGAGAGAGGGGGCGAGAGGGAGAGAGGGGGCGAGAGGGAGAGAGGGGGCGAGAGGGAGAGAGGGGGCGAGAGGGAGAGAGGGGGCGAGAGGGAGAGAGGGGGCGAGAGGGAGAGAGGGGGCGAGAGGGGGCGAGAGGGGGCGAGAGGGGGCGAGAGGGGGCGAGAGGGGGCGAGAGGGGGCGAGAGGGGGCGAGAGGGGGCGAGAGGGGGCGAGAGGGGGCGAGAGGGGGCGAGAGGGGGCGAGAGGGGGCGAGAGGGGGCGAGAGGGGGCGAGAGGGGGCGAGAGGGGGCGAGAGGGGGCGAGAGGGGGCGAGAGGGGGCGAGAGGGAGAGAGGGGGCGAGAGGGAGAGAGGGGGCGAGAGGGGGCGAGAGGGGAGUGAGAGAGGUGGCGAGAGUGAGAGAGGGGGCGAGAGGGAGAGAGGGGGCGAGAGGGAGAGAGGGGGCGAGAGGGAGAGAGGGGGCGAGAGGGAGAGAGGGGGCGAGAGGGAGAGAGGGGGCGAGAGGGAGAGAGGGGGCGAGAGGGAGAGAGGGGGCGAGAGGGAGAGAGGGGGCGAGAGGGAGAGAGGGGGCGAGAGGGAGAGAGGGGGCGAGAGGGAGAGAGGGGGCGAGAGGGAGAGAGGGGGCGAGAGGGAGAGAGGGGGCGAGAGGGAGAGAGGGGGCGAGAGGGGGAGAGGGGGCGAGAGGGGGAGAGGGGGCGAGAGGGAGAGAGGGGGCGAGAGGGAGAGAGGGGGCGAGAGGGAGAGAGGGGGCGAGAGGGAGAGAGGGGGCGAGAGGGAGAGAGGGGGCGAGAGGGAGAGAGGGGGCGAGAGGGGGCGAGAGGGGGCGAGAGGGGGCGAGAGGGGGCGAGAGGGGGCGAGAGGGGGCGAGAGGGGGCGAGAGGGGGCGAGAGGGGGCGAGAGGGGGCGAGAGGGGGCGAGAGGGGGCGAGAGGGGGCGAGAGGGGGCGAGAGGGGGCGAGAGGGGGCGAGAGGGGAAUAUUGUGUUUGAAAAAACUAGACCAGGUAUUGUAACAAGUGAUGCAGAUGAAAAGGUACAUUAUGAAGGUGGUUAG